AUGAACCAGGCUAUUCAAGGUUAUAGCGCUAGGAGAGCCCUGUUUGAGAACUAUGUUCGGACACGUGCGGAAGAAGAACGUAAGGAAAAACGAGGAGCUAAGAAAGCUGCAAUGGAGGAGUUCAAGCAGUUACUGGAAGAAGCAAAGGAGACAUGCAUGGGAAGCUGGCUGACUCUGGGAAACCCAAGCAAUAUGGCUGGAGGUGCAUGGUUGUCUUACUGUGUUGGUGUUCGGUUGAAUGCAUCUGUUAGUAUUUCAGCUUCUCAUGUGACCCAUCUAAAGUAUAGACUUGUACGUGAUAUGUUAGCAUUCCUGCAUGCUAACAGCAAUAUCAACUUACUUAAAGUUAUUGAAGAACAACUUUCUGGCCAAUAUGUGGGUAUCAGGCAAGGGUGGUUGUGGAAAGAGGUCAAAUUUUGUGUGGGUAAAACGAUCCUUCCUCUAAAGAGGGCUGCUGAAGAAAAGGCUCUGGCACUGCGUGCAGCUACUGCUUCCAGUUUCAGGUCCAUGCUUCAGGAAAAAGGAGAUAUUUGUACAAGUUCUCGUUGGUCAAAGGUGAAGGAUAGCCUAAGGAAUGACCCUCGGUACAAAUCUGUUAAGCAUGAGGAAAGGCAGGCUUUAUUUAAUGAAUAUAUAUCUUCACUAAAGGCUGCCGCAGAGGAAGCAGAACGAACGGCUAAAGCCAAACGGGACGAGGAGAACGUCGUACCUGCUGCCUUUGACUUUGAUUGGUCAAUGGUAAGGCCUUCGACUGUUCAAUCUUCGGCUGAGUCGCAGCCCAAAAAGAGAGAGCAGUGA
Molecule: messenger RNA, 798 nt
Organism: Ilex paraguariensis (yerba mate)
Lineage: Eukaryota; Viridiplantae; Streptophyta; Magnoliopsida; Aquifoliales; Aquifoliaceae
Source: the annotation of a GenBank genome assembly